AUGUGCGGUGCGUACGGUGAGGCCUGGCCGCUGUUGGUCGUAUGCCGUCGCCGUUUGCGGAGAUGUCCGUUCGCGCAUGCCGAUGGCCACGCCCACCCACCCGAACACCACGUCCACCGUUUUCACAGCUACGAUUACGGCACCGCACGCCACACCAGCACCGUAACCUCCGGUGGUAGGUUGGGACGCGACGCCGCGCCGCAUGGCAACUUUGGAUAUGUUACAAAAGUUCACGGUUCGUCAGCCGUACCAGGCGAAGCUUUCGGUGCGGUGGCGCACGCGGUGUGCGUGACCGCGACGAACGGCUGCGUUCGUUUCUGCUUCGAUGCUGAGCAGGUGGCAGACGGCACACCCAGCGGUUCUGAGCCCUCUUCCGGUCACGGCGGCCAGCGACAGUGGCGAAAGCGGUCGCUGAUGCGGGGAAAGACCAGUUCGCAGAAGAUGCGCAACGGCGACGAGCCGAAACGAGACGGAACGCACUUUUUGACCGUCGCCAAAGACCGAGAACUCGUGCAUAACCGAUGA
This is a messenger RNA of Soboliphyme baturini, 525 nucleotides long. The record is from the annotation of a GenBank genome assembly. NCBI's taxonomy places the organism in Eukaryota, Metazoa, Nematoda, Enoplea, Dioctophymatida, Soboliphymatidae.